CACGUAUCAGAUAUGACAGAUAUUUCGCUCGUGUAUGGGGCGCUAUUAACUUAUGAACCAAGUUGGACUAUACUAGAACCUCAGCCGGAGAAAAGCCUUACAUCUGUACUUCAUGUGGACGGGGCUGUAUAAGUUCGACUCAACUAAAAAGGCACAUGCGAAUUCAUACAGGUGAAAAACCAUUUUGCUGUUACAUUUGCUCAAAAUGUUUUAUGCGAAGCGAGGAGCUGAAGAAUCAUAUUAGAAUCCACAAAGGUGAGAGAAAUCAUGUUUGCGCUGUAUGCUCCAAAGGAUUCUUCCAAAAAAACACCUUAAAAGUUCAUAUGAGGAUUCAUACAGGGGAAAAACCGUUUUCUUGUAACGUCUGCCAUAAAUCGUUUUCACAGUCUGGGCCUUAUUGUAUUCAUAUCAAAACACAUUGUACCGAAGAGACGUGUACUACACAGCAAACUGAGGGCAAAUCAGGAGAUGCAAAUUAUUUGUAAAUUUGUGCUUUACAUCUGAUAUAUGUUAUCGCAUAAACUAAUAAAUAUUGUCUACUUUGUA
Messenger RNA from Dendroctonus ponderosae (mountain pine beetle), 546 nucleotides. RefSeq names its product early growth response protein 1-like. The transcript has 4 exons. Bases 156 to 485 code for a protein of 109 amino acids. Lineage: Eukaryota; Metazoa; Arthropoda; Insecta; Coleoptera; Curculionidae. The record is from RefSeq and is a predicted model, not a curated record. Gene Ontology annotation, molecular function: RNA polymerase II cis-regulatory region sequence-specific DNA binding; DNA-binding transcription factor activity. Gene Ontology annotation, biological process: regulation of transcription by RNA polymerase II.